Messenger RNA from Rotaria sordida, 7060 nucleotides. Lineage: Eukaryota; Metazoa; Rotifera; Eurotatoria; Philodinida; Philodinidae. The record is from the annotation of a GenBank genome assembly.
AAAAAAAAAAAGAAAAAAAAAGGAUACAAUUUACAAUUUCCUUUAAUUGUUAAUUAUUUGUUAUUUGUCACUCUACAUUAAUGUCCAGCGUUCUAUGUAUAGACGUUUAGAACUUAUUUUUUUGUAUUAUCAUCAUGUUAAGUUUUUUUUUGAACAAAACAACUUAACAUGUUCAUUCGUUUUUCUUUUUUGUGUUCGUCUUAGAAAAGUCUUUUUCUUUUUCUUUUAGUAUAUGUUUCAUUUAUUGAUUGUUCCUUUCUUUCCUCGUUUAUCAUAAUUGUAUACUCGUUUCUUUUUUUUAUUAUCUUCAUGCGUUGACUGAAAGAAAAGCAAACAAACAAACAUAAAGAGACAAGAAGAUAGAGACAGUUAUACAUAUAUAUAUAUAUAUAUAUAUAUGAACAAAAAAAAAGGAAAACAGAAAAAGUGAAAUAUUCAUCACUAUCUAAAGAAAGAAAGAAAUAAUAAAUAAAAUUUUGCUUUUUAAUUUUUUUUUUCUUUUUCGUUUAAUUUCAUAGGCAAAAAAAACAUAUAUAUUUCGUUUUUAGAAUAGUAAAAUUAAAAAGGUAAGAAUAUAAGGGAAAUUUCGUUAGUGAAGUUAUUGAGAAAUUUCUUUAAGGUAUAUUGGUUUUUUUUUUGUUCAUAUAGAUUUUUACGAAGGGUAGGUAAUAGAGACCGUCAGGUGUAAAGUUUUCGGACUCGGUUGAAUCGUACUUUGAUACUCUCAAUGAAAUUUUCUAAGUAGAAUUGGAUAGUCGUCCCGAAGAUACGAGAUAUUUAUUCCAGUUUCGAUGAGUAGCAAUCCUAUGCAUUUCUCAGACGAGUAGAGCCCAUCGGAUCCGAAAAUUUUCGGACUCUACUAGAUAAUCAGAUAAUGAUGCGUCUGACGACAAAACUUUUUUGAGUUUCUCUAAGAUAUUCAGUUUAGAAUUUUAUUAGAAAUAAAAAAUCAGUUAUUUUCGCUUUCGAAAUGAAUUUAUAUACAAUGAGAUUUUAUCAUCAAAUUAUAUUAUGACGGAUAAUAAUAUCUACCUUUAAGAACAGUCAUUGUCUAUAAAAAACAUUUCAACUAAUUGAAAUGUAUUAUAAAUCUCUAUUCUUCUUGUCUCUACAUUUGUUUUUAUAUAGGAAAAUCACAACGCACGCAAAGCCAUUUGCAUGUGUGUGUAUGUGUGUGUGUUUAGCUGAUUACUCUAGCUUGAAGUGUGGUAUGUGGUAUUUUCACAUUUAGUAAUUUUAUAGCAUAGCUCAUAUUGACAAAAAUCGCAGCAUUUUUAUAUACACAUAUUGUCUUAUAAAAUUCUAUAUAAUACCUUUCAUAUUUCAGGAAUUAACAUCAACAUUAAAUAAUAAUGAUAAUCAAAAACCAAAUGAUCUUGUUGAACAUAAAUCAGGCAUGUCACAUCAUGUUCAACCAAAUACACAAGUUUCUAAUGAACCACCGCCAUCAAAAGUUGAAAAUAUUCAUGAUGAUGAUGAUGAUGAAGAUUUCUUAGAUGCAUCAAAUACAAAUGAAUCGAGUUUUGAUACUGUUAUAGAAAAAAAACAAGAAAAUAUUAAUGAUAAUUCAUUCAAAAUUAAAGAUAAUGAAAAAUCAAUUCAGAAUGAUGACAAUCGAAUUAUUAUUGAUAUACAUGAUACUGCUAAUCGUUUAACAUCAUUACAUGAUCAAUUAAAUCAAUAUGUUUAUUUAACUGAUAAUCUCAAUGAACUUCAAACAAAUGUUCAACAAAUCAAAACAUUACAUUCAGGUGUUGAAAAAGAAAAAACAACUAUUGAUAAUCUUAUUGAACGAACUAAUCAAUUUAAUCCUCAACUUGUUACUUUAAGUCAAGAUCUUGAAGAAAAACGAGUUGAAAUCGCAGAUAUCAAUAGUGGUUUAAGUGAUAUAAUCGAACGAUUUAUAACACAAGUUAAUCAAUUCAAUACUGAAUAUAAUCAUUUAAGUGAAUGGCUUGAAAUAAAUAAUAAAGAAAUUCAAAAACCAUUAGAAUUAUCAACAUUAAAUAAUGAUAAUGAAAAAUUUCAAAAAAUUUUAACAACAACAAUUAAUUUACAAAAUGAUCUUAAAAAUCUUCAAGAACAUUUACAAUUAAUUGGUUUAACUAUACAAGAUUUUGAACAAGCAACUGGAAAUACUGAUGGUGGAAAAUCAGCUAAUAUAUAUAAACAACUUCAACAACGUUUUGAUAUUUUAUCAACAAAUUAUACAGAUUUUCUUAAACGUUGUAAACAAAUAUCUGAUCAAUGUGAACGUUAUAUGUUAACAUAUAAUGAAGUUAAUAAUCUUAAUGAACAAAUUAUUAAAUCAAUGAAUGAAUUUGAUCAAAAUUUAGCUUCAAAUAAAAAUCAACAACAAGAUGAUAAUACAUUACAAGUUCUUUUACUUAAUGUUCAACAACAAUUGGAUAAAUUAAGUAUGCUUGCAACACAUGAACCUAUGUCAUCAUCACCAAUUAUGUCAUCAAGUUAUCAUAUACAAAAUCAACUUAAAGAACAUCUUGGUACAUUACUUGAUUCACAUACUCAACAUUAUAAUGAUGCUCAACAAGGUUUAAUGAAUAAUUUUGAAUUAUUAGAACAUGAUAAACAUGAACGUCAAACAAUAAAAGAACGUAUAGAUGAAUUAAAUAAUUGGUUAUUAUCUUAUACAGAUAAAACAAUAAAUUCAAAUGAUUUAUUUUCUAAGCCAUUAUCAUUAAAACGUUCAAAACUUGAUGAACAAAUAAUAAAUUUUCGUCAAUUUCAUGCACAAUUAUUAAAACGUCGUCAUUCAUUUGAAACAGAUAUAAAUAGAAAAAUAAAUCUUGAACAAUUAUUUGAUAAUAAUGAUAAAAAAACAAUUGAUUUAAUAAAUAAAUCAUUUCAAUUAUUAGAUGAACAAGCUAAUCAAUAUAAUGAACGUAUUAAUCGUUUAUCAACACGUUUAAAUGAAUUUCAUCUUGAACAUAGUCAUUUAAUUGAUAAUUAUUCAAAACGUUUACGUCUUUAUAGUGAACAUAUUGAACAAAAUGAUGAUAUUAAUUUUUCAACAUUACAAUUAUUAUUAAAUAAUAAUAAUGAUUUAAUUAUUGAUCAUACAUUAUAUGAACAAUUAAAAAAAGAAUUAAUUGAAACAAAUAAUAUUGAAGAUCAAGAUGAAAUAUAUCAAUAUGAAAAACAAAUAAAUCAAUAUAAAAAUCAAUAUAAUACAUUUGAAAAUAAUUUAAAAUUAAUUCUUUCACAACGUGAACAAAUAUUAAAUGAAUAUGAAUCUAAUAAAAAUGUUUUACAAGAAUGGUUAUUAACUACAGAACGUUUAUUAAAACAACAACCAAAUGAAUUAACUAUUGAUAAAUGUCAACAAUUAUUAAAUGAACAUAAUAAUAUGCCUAUUGAACAAAUUAAAUUAUUAAAUCAAAAAUUAAUAGAAUUUUAUUCAUCAUCAAAUCUUAAACAUUUAUAUGAACAAUUAAAUUUAAAUAAAAAUAAACAACAUAAUACAAAUAUAAUUAAAAUAGUUCAACGACAAACAGAUGAAUUAAUUGAAAAUUAUUUAUUAAUAAAAGAAAAAAUUCUUCAACAUAUUAAUUUAUUAGAAAAAAUUCAACAACAAACACAUCAAUAUCAAUUAGCAAAACAAAAAGCAGAAAAUUCUAUUGAAAAAGCUAAAGAAUUAGUUACAUUAGAAGAAAAUACAAUACUUCCAUUAGAUAAUCAACAAAUUGAAAUUAUGUUAAAACGAUAUAAAGACAUUGCCGAUCAAUUGAAGCAUAUGACUUCAACUAUUGAUGAAUAUAGAACUAGUGGUUUAACAUUAAUUAAUACUGCUCAACGAUAUAUCGAUACUGAACCUAUCCAAAAUGAAAUUGCUUCUAUUGAUAAAUCAUGGUCGGAAUAUGUUGAAUAUAUUCUUGAUACAAUUGAUUAUAUUCAAUUACAUCAAGAAGAUUUACGUGAAUUUCAUCAAUUAUCAAAUGAUUUAAUUGAUAAACUUAAUGAAAAACAAAUAGAAAUGCAAAUAAUAAAUGAUAAUGAAUUAAAAACAUUUAGUGAUGAUUUAGAAAAAUAUUAUGAACAAGUUGAAUUAAUCAAUCAUAAAGGUGAACUUUUAUUACAAAGUUCAGCUGUUAAUUUAAAUGAUGAUAAUGAAAAUAAAAUUGAACGUUUAUUAGAAAUAAUUAAUCGUAAUUAUGAUAGUUUAACAAUUAAUACAAAAAUUCGUCUUGAAAAUAUUAAUCAUAUUCAACAAUCUACAACACAAUUACCAACAACAACAACAACAACAACAACAAUAACACCAGAAGAACAAAUUUCUCCAGAAAUAACAAAUAAAUUAACAAAUGAACUUCAUCAUCAUUUAGACGAAACAGUUUUAGCUAUGAAUGAAUUAUCUGAAUUAUUAGUAUCAUCAACAGGUGAUACAAUAUCUGCACAACCAAUUAAAUUAAGUGAACAAUUACUUGAUAAUGCUGCUGUUGAAAGUGAACUAGAACGACGUAAAAUUGCUCUUGAACAAUUACAUUCAAAUAUAGUAACACUUAAACAAAUAACAACAAAUCCCGAAGAUAUCGAUUCAAUUAAAGCUCUUGAUGAAAAAUUUACUCAAUUAAAUGAACAUUGGUUAAUAAUGAAACAAGCUAAUGAUAUUCGUACAGAAAAUCUUCUUUUAACACAAACAUGUGCUAAUACAUUUUGGUCACAACAUAAUGAACUUACAACAUUUCUUAAUAAUAUUGAUAAACAAUUAUCACAAAUUCGUCCACGUUCAACAUCACGUGAACAUAUUGAACAUGAAAAAGAAAAAUAUCAACAAUUAAUGAAUGAUUUUUCAAAUAAUGAAAUAAAAUACAAAGAAAUUCUUCAUCAACAUAGUCCACUUUUAUUAACAUUAAUAUCAAAUAAUCAAGAUGAAACUGAUGAUAUUCAACGUAAUUUAAAUGAAUUAGAACAAGAAUGGAAUCGUAUUGAAAUAAAUUUAAAUCAAUGUCAAAAUCAAUUAGAACAAGCUAUGAUUGAAUCAAAUGAAUUUAAUAAUAAAUUAGAACGUGUAUCAACAUGGUUUGAUGAUACAUUAUUUCCAUUACCUAUUGAAGAUAAUAAUGAAUUUGAACGUAUUCGAAUAUUUAAAGAACAUUUAGAUUGUAAAUAUCUUGAUAUUAUUAAUUUAAAACAAGAUUAUACUGAUAUUGAACAACAUAAACAACAACGAACUGAUGGAACAAUACAACAAGAUGAACAUGAUAUGGAAGAAACUGAAAAAACAAAUCUUGUUGAAGAACAAUUAAUUAAUAUUGAUUCAAAAUGGACACAAUUAAAUGAAAAAGUACAAGAACAUAAAACUCUGAUUUAUGAAACUGCACUUCGUCAAAAUCGUAUUGAUGAUGUAAUUACUGAUAUAAAUCGAUCAUUAGAUAAUUGUUCAUCAAAAUUAUCAGUUCUUAUCAAUAGUUCAUUGGAUAUGAAUUUAAAUGAUAUGAAACAAAUUGAAAUUUCAAUUGCUAAACUUCGUAUACUUUUAAAUGAUAUUGAAUUAAUAUCUUAUGAUAUUGAACAAUUAAAACAAAAUUCUUCGGAAGAUAAAAAUUCAAUUAUAUCAAUAAAUAAUCAAUGGGAAGAAUUACUUAAACAAGCAACAGAUAAAUAUAAUUAUUUAGAAAAUAAAUUAGAAUAUAUGAAAUUAAAACAAAAAACAAUUGAUCAUAUUUAUUAUGCAUUAGAUUUAAUUGAUAAACAAGUUAAUGAAAGUACAAUAAAUACAAAAUUUCCUUUACUUGUUGAACGUUUAGAAUAUAUUGAAGAAGAAAUUAAUAAAGAAUUUUCAAAUGAUAAUAAUAAUCAACAAAUUGAAGAAUUAAAAAAACGUUUAAUUGAUGUUAAACAACGAACAUUAACAAAAGGACAAGAAUUAAUUGAAUUAGCUCAUUCAAUUGAAUUAUUUCAUUCAACAUUACAAAAAUUUACUGAAUGGUUAAAUGAAACAGAACGUUAUUUAAAUAAUUUAAAACCUGUUCAACGACGUUUUGCAUUAAUUCAAACAUUAUUAAAACAAAUUGAUGAUCAUGAAUUAUUUCAAGCACAAUUACAAACAUAUAAAGAACAUCUUAUUGAUUUAGAUAAAUUAGCAACACAUUUAAAAUUUGUUUCACCUAAAAAUGAUUCAAUUUAUAUAAGAAAUUCUUUAAUAGCUGUACAAACACGUUGGCAAAAAAUUCUUACACGUACAACGGAACGUACAAAAGAAUUACAAAAAGCUUUUCAAGAAACUAAAAAAACUAUUCGACCUGAAAUAACAGAUAUUGAUAGAAUUAAAAAUGAAGUUAAUCGUCAAGCAUCACUUUGUACAUGUUCAAAAAAAUAUGAUGUACAACAAGUUUCUGAAGGACGAUAUCGAUUUGGUGAAUCACAAAGUCUUCGUCUUGUUCGUAUACUUCGUUCAACAGUUAUGGUUAGAGUUGGUGGUGGUUGGACUGCACUUGAUGAAUUUCUCGUUCGACAUGAUCCAUGUCGAGGACGUCUGUAUUAUAUGCCAGAAUAUCAAACAGCUAAAGGUCGUACUAAUUAUGAAUUACAUCCAGAAAGUUAUGCUUUACGUGAUGGUGUUGCUCAAACAAUGACAUUAUUUAAACCAAGACUUGUCACUGUUCAUCGACCAACAUGUCUUUUUCAUCAACAACAAUUAGCAACAGGUGGAAUAUCGAAACAAUCACCUGUUACAACACCAAUUCGAGGAACAAAAGAUAAAUCGCGACGAACAUCAUCAACUAUUUCUUUAACACAACAACAACAACAAAAUUCAGCAUCUGUUGGUGACUUAUCUGUAUCAGGUGAUGAUCUUUCAACAUCACCUCAUGUUCUUAGUGAUUCCGAAGUAAAACCAUCACAUAUACCAAUAGCCGUAGCUGCAACUACUCCAGUAACAGCAACAUUGAGCCGAACAUCAAGUCGUGAAAGUGAUCUUUCUGAACAUUCAAUUGCAUCGACAUCUUCUUCACAACAACGACGACCAAGUAAACUUCCAUUACCAAUAUCUCGAAAUAAAAAGACAACAAAUGGAACAACACCAGCGAAGAAUUCAUAA